AAUAGACUUGGUUGCAACUUGCUAGCUGUUAUCAUAUUUCAUAACUAGAACACCUUUUAAUUUUUGAAUGUGUAUUUCACUGUAACGUGCAAAUAAUUUGUCAUGAGUUCAUUUUAUCUUGCAAACUGAUGCUCUCUCUCUCUCUCAUGCACAUAUGUGCACGCGCACACACAAGAAGCAUAUCCAUACCUUUAAAUUUUGGUAGUUGUGUUUAUCCCAUCCAAGGUUUACUUUUUUCAUAUCUUUUGCCAGUAAAGAGAUUCAUAUGUUGAGAUGAGUUAUCCCAUAUACAGAUUUUAUGAAUUAACAUGUAGAUUCUACGUUAACCAUGGAUCUACUCAGUAAAGUCAAUGUGCUGGGCCAGGUUUCUUUUUAUGAAGCCAUUGCAUUUUUUGUUUGGAAAUUCUAUGCCACCAAUUGCCUUGCUGGGGCAUCUGGUUCCUUGACAGAGCCUUUACAAGUGCCAAGAGAUAUUGAUCUCUCUCCAGGGCAACCCCUACAAUCCAGUCAACCAUCUAGUGGCCUAGGUGUUAUUGGCCGGAGAAGUGUUUCGGACCUUGGUGCCAUUGGUGAUAAUCUCACUGGAUCUGCUGUAAAUUCUGGGGCAAUGCACAAUCAGUUAUACAAUUUACAGAUGCUUGAGGCUGCAUAUCACAAGCUUCCUCAACCUAAAGACUCAGAACGAGCUAGGAGCUAUAUUCCAAGGCACCCGGCAGCCACCCCUCCUAGCUAUCCUCAAGUUCAGUUACCAAUGGCAAGUAACCCUGCAUUCUGGGAACGUCUAAGCAUGCAUAGUUAUGGAACUGAUACCUUGUUCUUUGCUUUUUACUAUCAACAGAAUACCUAUCAGCAGUAUCUGGCUGCGAAAGAGCUAAAGAAGCAAUCUUGGAGAUACCACAGAAAAUACAACACCUGGUUUCAACGGCAUGAGGAGCCAAAAGUUACUACUGAUGAAUAUGAACAGGGGACAUAUGUGUAUUUUGAUUUCCAUGUUGGCAAAGACGACAAACAAGGAUGGUGUCAAAGAAUCAAGACGGAGUUCACUUUUGAGUAUAACUAUCUUGAAGAUGAACUCAUUGUCUAGAAGAUGUGCAUUACUAGAAAUAUCGCUUGUUUAACCCUUGAUGAUUGCUUCUUGUGAAUUCGUAGCGUUACAAUUGAAUUUGGCGGCGGUGAGAAUCACGAAUUCGGGUCUUAAUUCAUUUUCUUUGGUACACUGGUUGUUAGAUUCCAUGUUUUUUUUCAUUUUUUUGGAAUUUGUAAUUGGCAAGUGUAAGACAGACAUGAACUUUUCUUCUGAAGCAUAUUAAUCCAAACAAUUUCUUUAACCCUUUCGUGUAUAAAAAAUACUGGAACACCAUUCUUUCUUU
Messenger RNA from Populus euphratica (Euphrates poplar), 1370 nucleotides. Its product is annotated as CCR4-NOT transcription complex subunit 3-like. The transcript has 6 exons. The record is from RefSeq and is a predicted model, not a curated record. NCBI's taxonomy places the organism in Eukaryota, Viridiplantae, Streptophyta, Magnoliopsida, Malpighiales, Salicaceae. Gene Ontology annotation, cellular component: CCR4-NOT core complex. Gene Ontology annotation, biological process: regulation of DNA-templated transcription. Bases 329 to 1084 code for a protein of 251 amino acids.